AACACCUAUACUUGGCUUCGUUUAGAAAACACUAUCUCUCCUGUGAUUCAGCCUAUAUGAUGAGAAGAAACCUAAAUUACAAAAACCCCAUUUUCAUUUGUAUGUAUUUUGUAACUUGUAAGGUUGAGGAUAACUAGAUCCAAACUGACACAAACAAACACAAGCUCAAGCGCAAGCUCCAUUAACCAAGAAAACAAUGUCCAUAUCAAUGUCUUUGUUCUCUCCGCCACUAACUCGCUUUCCACCUUCCAAACCCCAUUUCACCUACAAAUCGACACUCUCUCUCGGACCCACGAACCGUCCUUUUCUCCUAUCCAUUCCCAAGGCCUCUACAGACAAUGGAGGAGCUGGAGUUUCAGCCUCCGCUGCUACUGUAGAGGAACCAAAAUUGGAGCAGAAGACACCAGAGUCUUCUGAUUCAGUUCCUGUGGCUGAAAAUAGCUCUAAUGGAGCUGUGGCUGCUGGGGGAGAGGAGAAGGUUGAAGUGAGUAAAUUUGGGGACCCCAGGUGGAUUUCAGGGACUUGGGACUUGAAGCAGUUUCAGAAAGAUGGGAAAACCGAUUGGGAUGCUGUUAUCGAUGCCGAGGCUAGGAGGAGGAAAUGGCUCCAGUGUAACCCAGAAUCAUCAAGCAACAACGACCCUGUUGUUUUUGAUACCUCAAUAAUACCAUGGUGGACAUGGAUGAAAAGAUUCCAUCUGCCGGAAGCAGAACUUCUCAAUGGCCGUGCUGCAAUGAUUGGGUUUUUCAUGGCUUACCUGGUUGAUAGCUUGACUGGUGUUGGUCUGGUUGAUCAGAUGAGCAACUUCUUCUGCAAAACUCUACUGUUUGUAGCUGUGGUAGGAGUGCUUCUAAUACGGAAGAAUGAGGAUUUAGAAACCAUAAAAAAGUUGCUGGAGGAGACAACCUUCUAUGACAAGCAAUGGCAAGCAACCUGGCAGGAUGAGAAAUCCACCAGCCCCAAAGAUGAUUAGCUGUAAGGAAAAUUCAAACUUUGCUUCGUGUUCUAAUUUCUCCUGUGCUAUUGUAGUAUCCUUGAUAAGAGCGAAAUUUUCAUUGUAAUAUAGGUUUCCUCGGAGUUCAUAUGCACAGCACUGUUGCUGUUUUCCUGAAUGGUAGUGGAUUGCAUGAUAACAAAUAAUAGUCCUAGGAGGGUUGGUUGGCAGUUUCAUUUACCAAUUGUUUACUGCCUGUUGGAAAAUAUCAAAUGUUUUCACAAA
Populus nigra (black poplar) is the source of this 1219-nucleotide messenger RNA. Its product is annotated as light-harvesting complex-like protein 3 isotype 1, chloroplastic. The transcript has 3 exons. The coding region runs from base 197 to 973 and encodes 258 amino acids. NCBI's taxonomy places the organism in Eukaryota, Viridiplantae, Streptophyta, Magnoliopsida, Malpighiales, Salicaceae. The record is from RefSeq and is a predicted model, not a curated record.